Stylophora pistillata is the source of this 1238-nucleotide messenger RNA. RefSeq lists its product as uncharacterized. The record is from RefSeq and is a predicted model, not a curated record. Gene Ontology annotation, molecular function: protein binding; G protein-coupled peptide receptor activity. Gene Ontology annotation, cellular component: plasma membrane. NCBI's taxonomy places the organism in Eukaryota, Metazoa, Cnidaria, Anthozoa, Scleractinia, Pocilloporidae. Gene Ontology annotation, biological process: activation of adenylate cyclase activity; hormone-mediated signaling pathway; adenylate cyclase-activating G protein-coupled receptor signaling pathway.
AGACACCAACCUGAUGUGUUGCCAUUUGAAGAAGGAGGACGCGGAUUGCGACUUUGCUUAUGUCGACAGCUUUGCAAGUUGUGAAAGGAUGUUCAAAGAUCGAGCUCCUAGGAUUUGUCUCUGGGUUGUAGGAAUUAUGACAUUGGUUGGUGCUGUGUUUGUGAUCGUGUGGCGGUUGGUGUUUAAGGAAACAAAGGAGAAAAACAAGAUACAGGCUAUCAUGUUGAUAAAUUUGGCCUGGUCUGAUGGACUGAUGGGUGUGUACCUGAUCAUUAUAGGUGUGAUGGAUGCCAUUUGGGCAGGGCAGUAUUUCUUGCAUGACUAUUAUUGGCGUUCAAGUUUGCCAUGUCAGAUGACAGGUUCCCUUUCCGUUAACAGUUCCGAGGUGUCCUUGAUGCUCAUCUGCUUGCUCUCUGCCGACCGGCUUAAAAAUAUUCUGUACCCCUACAGCGGAAAGUCCCUUACAAUUAAGGUUACGCACCUUCUGUGCGUCUUUAUCUGGAUUGUUGGUGGUAUAAUUGCGUUUAUUCCCACGGUAGGCUUCGAUUACUUUGGUAGUCGCCAGAAGGGUCAUCAUUUUUAUGGCAGAUCAGUUGUUUGUCUCCCAUUGCAGCUUUCUGCUGAUAAGCCCUCAGGCUGGGAGUACUCUGUUGCCAUGUUUGUUGGUCUAAACUUUUCCCUUGUGUUAUUUGUCAUUGUGGCCUACUCAAUGAUAAUCUUUAAGUCCUGCGCAUCAAACCGGCGCCUGGCUAAGCAAGGAACCGAAAGAGAGAGGAAAAUGAAAGCCAAGCAGAGGGCAGCCGAUCUGAGGAGGGAGGCCUCGCUCGCCAAAAGAGUGUUCUUCAUCGUUCUUACCGACUGUGUCUGCUGGUUGCCUAUCGUGGUGAUUGGAGUGAGGUCUCUCCUGGAAAAGUCCUUCCGUGUACGUGGUGACCUGGCAGUUUGGAUCGCAGUCUUUGUUCUGCCGGUUAACUCUGCCAUCAAUCCCAUUCUCUACACCUUAUCUACCCCACAGGUUCGAGGUGUCAUCAAUGCCAAACUCCGACCGUUGUGGGAUUACCUGAUAGCAAAAGUCGGCCUUAAUCAAAAUGUUGAAGCUCAAGACCAGGGAAUGGAAAUGAGAGUUAUCGAAGAAGGUACGCAUUCAAUUCACUUCUCCACAGACUGCAACAAGUUUGAGAAUGCAACAUUUGGCAGUCAAAAACCAAGAACAGAACAGAAUGAUCAAAGAACAAUGA